AGGCCAAGCCUGAAACUACUACCAACGGUGGUUUAUGUUUUACAUGAUGGUUAAUUAUUCAGCAGGAUAAACGCAGGGUCCGCUUUGUCAUAUCACUUUUUUUUAAAAUUCUGAACAGAAUCCUGAAGAACCUAGUGUAAAGCCGCAUUUGCAAGAGUACAGAGUUGAUCUAAACACUUGUGGGCCCAUGGUGCUGGAUGCUCUCAUCAAGAUCAAGAAUGAAAUUGAUCCUACGUUGACUUUUCGUCGAUCGUGUCGUGAAGGUAUUUGCGGAUCAUGCUCAAUGAAUAUUGGAGGAAACAAUACUCUGGCUUGUAUCAACCGAAUUGACCCAUCACUCACGAAGCCUGUGAAAGUUUACCCUCUUCCACAUAUGUAUAUUAUCAAGGAUUUAGUUCCGGUAAGUGUUCACACGAUGUUCAAAACUCAAAAUCCCAGCUCUGUUCGUAUGUUACACCAAAACCUUCCGUAGUACACUGGCCAAUGUGCAAUGUUUUUUCCAUUGAAAGGGACCUAGUAUUCUUGUCCAUACUGUGUGAAAUCCAGCUCUGUAUGGUAGUCACACUGAAAACCUCCGUAACUUGUCGGCCAAACUUUCAUAUGUGCUUAUUGUUAAAGUUCUUUCAUGCCAUUAGGAGGAGAUCCCCACACACAUGCAUUGUGUGUACAUCUACAUAAGAAGACUGAAGAACAAUGACUUUGUAGUGGUAGAUAAGAGUGAAGCACUACAUAUGUGCUAAAUUCACCUGUGGACUGCCCAGUGCCGAUUGCUUGUAUUUGUUGACUGUUUGCUAUUAUAGAAUCGAGUGUGUUUUAAUUUUUGUUCAUAUAGGAUCUUACAAAUCUCUAUGAGCAAUACUGUUCCAUUGAACCAUGGUUAAAAAGGACUGAUGAAACAGAGAGUGAAGAGUACUACCAAUCCAUCGAUGAUCGCAAGAAGCUUGUAAGUUUCUAAAGUACUGUUCAUAAGUUGCAAUAAUUGUAGUUGACAUCCAGAGUGACCUGAAGAGACUGGAUGUAUUAGUUUUAUAGGCACAGUGCUACAGACAGUUGCUGCAAAUUGGAAAAUAUUGAACGCUGAAAAAUUAAUUAGCAGGUUACACAGGCUAACUCGCUGUCAAGGGAGCAAAAAAAUACCUCUUCCAGUGCCAGUCUUGUCUUCGCUGAUCCAUGGACACGUGAGGAGGACUUAACCUUUUGCUGGAAAUUGUUCUACAAGCCAGUUAAAGUACUGUUCAUACUCGUCUACUGAGAAACCUUUUGAACGUGGUUUGUAGUCCCAUUCAAUAAUUCCCGUAAUACACUCGCACGGUGCACUUACAGCACUGUCUGCGUGUAUUAUAGGAGUUCUUUUUGCGAAAUGUGUUUUGGAUUCUGAAGAAUGAAAACCAUGUUCAAUAGUUAUUAUGGCUGCCGAGUAAGGCUGGCACUAAUGCGCAAGCAUAGUCAUAAAUGAAGCUGCUACAAAUACUUUAAGUGCCACUGGAUUCAAAGGACUGAAGAGGUUAAUUAAUAAUCUGCGUAAUAUCUAGAUUCAGGUACAGCAUGUGCACAGGAUCAAGGGCCUGUUUCCUGUUGUGUAAAAUAACUAAUAAACACCACUUGAAGGCCAGCUUUUUUGAGCAUCAAGAACAAAUUUGUACUACAGCAGUUAACCAGACCCUCUCUUUUUGUCAGAGGUGCUUGCUCUAGUGACUACUUUGUGUAAGUGCAACAAAUCUAGCACCUCAUUGUGCACACUCAUAAUGUAGCACUAACGCCCUGCACGAAGAGGUCACGAGGCAUAAAUACUUUUCAUGGAUUAAAGUGCAUGUAUGGAAGUCGUUAAGCACUGUGCUAAACUUAGUUUUGAACACAGAUAAUGGGAAAGUUCAGACACUCCUAUUCCUUUGUGUUACUAGGAUGGGCUCUAUGAGUGCAUCUU
Messenger RNA from Geodia barretti, 1924 nucleotides. The record is from the annotation of a GenBank genome assembly. NCBI's taxonomy places the organism in Eukaryota, Metazoa, Porifera, Demospongiae, Tetractinellida, Geodiidae.